Molecule: messenger RNA, 785 nt
Organism: Hordeum vulgare subsp. vulgare (domesticated barley)
Lineage: Eukaryota; Viridiplantae; Streptophyta; Magnoliopsida; Poales; Poaceae
Exons: 1
Coding region: 120-653 (177 amino acids)
Source: RefSeq, a predicted model, not a curated record
CCGCCGCCGCCGCAACACUCCGCCGCGCCGCUCCGCGUCCGUACUCCCUUUCCACCGCCGCCGCCGCACUCCCGCCGCGCCCGCAGCACUCCGCCGCGCCGCGCUCCCGCGUCCGUACCAUGGACGGCGACGGCGAACUCCCCUUCGAUUUCUUCUCGCAGACGGCGUCUUCCGGUGCUGCGGCGCACCACAUCGACGAGGACGGGUGGGGGAUGACGCCCCCUCGUCUCCGGGGAUCCGCCGACCGUGGCUUGGUGGCAGGGGGGCUCGGCCGCGGCUCGGUGGUCGGGGGGCUCAGCCGCGGCUCGGUGGCCGGGGGGCUCCGCGCUCCCAUCGGGCUGGAGAACAUCGACCUCAACGCCGACUCCGCCGUCGCCGCCUCCUACCCCAACAUGGGCAUGUACACGCAACUUUUUCAUCAGGGGAGUGCGGCCGGCCAUGGUGUGCCCCUCCAGCGGACCAGAUCGGACGGUGUGGCGCAGCGGCAGGGUCGUCCACCUCGCCAAGGUCUCCCCCCAGUGAGGGCCCAGGAUCGUCGUGGCAAGCAGGUAGUCGCGACGUCGGGACGAGGUGGUGCUGGUUCAAGUCGCUCAGGCAGCGGCAGGCAGCGGCAGGCAGCGGCAGGCAGCACCGAUCAUGGUAGAAGAUGUUGAGGAAGAAAAUGAACCAGCUGAAGAAGAUGUUCAGGCAGAGGAAGACGACAGCAUGCUGAACCAGCAUAUCCAGGUACAAUAUUUGUCUAAUUGUUGUGUUUGCUUGAAUGAAUGUAUGUUAAGUGGAAAGUA